Molecule: messenger RNA, 986 nt
Organism: Micromonas commoda
Lineage: Eukaryota; Viridiplantae; Chlorophyta; Mamiellophyceae; Mamiellales; Mamiellaceae
Exons: 1
Coding region: 1-918 (305 amino acids)
Source: RefSeq, a predicted model, not a curated record
AUGUCAACGCUGGCGCUCGCAUCCGCGCCGGUGAUCCGCCUCGCCUCGGGUCGACACGCCGCGUCCACGGGCCGCGCGUGCCCCCCGCGCGUGCACCUCGCUCCCCGCGCCCGUCCCCGGCGGGAGCGGCGGCGGCGGUGGCGUCAAUUCGUCAACGCGGCGGUCGACCCCGACGACGUGGACCAUCCGGGGCAGGACCGCGACGAUUACGCGGACUGGAAGGCCGCCAAGGAUGACAUGUCCGAGGCGUUCAAGCGCGCCGCCGCGCAGGCGGGCCGCAAAGAGGACUUCGUCGUGGGCGCGGCGCCGCUCGACGAGCAGAUGCUCUCGCGCGUCAUGCUCCAGCUCCUCAACAACCACGCGAGGGGCGUCCCGGCCGCCCCAUUCCUAGACAAGAUCAAGGACGACAUGUGCCUCGACGGGUACAAGUCCGUGCUCGUGGGCAUCGGCCGCACCCGGCAGUGGGCGCUCGCCAGGGAGAUCGUCGACUGGGUCAGGGCGCAAGGCCUGGAGCAGGGGCGAAAGGGGUCGGAGGUGCUCACGUCGAACUGGUUCGUCGCGCUCAUCCGAAGGAGGGUGGACGAUCGCGAGUGGGAGGCGGCGGUGGAGGUCUUCGAGUACAUGCGGGACUUCGACGGGGUGCCGAGCGGCGAGUGCAUCGAGAUGUUCGCGCAAGUCACCGACCACGAGGGGGCGAUGAACUCGAUGACGGUGACGCGAUGUCGCAGGGUCGGGGAGUGGCUGGCGGGGUCAGACGCGGGACGAGCGCUGUGGCACCUGAGCUUCGGUACGCCCGGGCAGGCGGCGCCCGAGGCGGCGCCCUCGCGGAGCGUGAGGAUCGCGAUGCCGACGGAGGAGUUCGACAUCAACGGGGACAUAGACAAGCUCCGCGAGCAGUUCAAGGACUACCUGGAAUGAGAGGCGUUUCGUUAAAAAAGUGGACGCCUCCCACUUUGCUAACAAUAUCAUGUUGAGAGUUCAGUCUC